CAACGAGGAUAGCCAGCCUCACGCUCCAUGGCCAAAAUUCUUCGAGGACGCUUCGAAUCGGCGGGAGCCAAUCUAAAGGCCAAGACGAAGCGUUCAGGAUGGGUAUUGCCCAAGGAAGAAACGUCCUUUGCGGACAAAGACAGCUGGUCCAAUAUCGACUCCGAUGUGACGCCCGUUGAGCGCCGGACAUGGACUUCUCUCACCAUCUUCGGAUUCUGGAUGUCAGAUGCCAUGAACGCUCAAGGUUGGAUGUCUCCCGCUGCGAUCAUCGCCCUCGGCUUGACGUGGAGAGAGGCCAUUUACUGCAUCAUCCUGGGUCUUUCCAUCACCGCCAUUCCCUUGGUCCUGAACGGAGCCAUAGGCGCGCAUUUACAUGUUCCAUUCCCCAUUGCUGCACGGUCGAGCUUCGGAUUCACCUUUGCCAGAUUUGCCGUCGUUACAAGAAUGAUCACAGCUCUGUUUUGGCACGCCAUUCAAACUUAUACCGGCUCGACAGCAUUGACGCAAAUGAUUCGAGCCAUCUUUCCCUCCUACCUCGACAUUCCCAACCACUUGCCCGAAUCCGCCGGCAUUACGACGCAGCAACUCCUGAGCCACUUCUUAUUCUGGUCCAUCCAAUUUCCCUUCCUCCUUAUUCCUCCCCACAAGCUCAAGUGGUUCUUUAUCUUCAAGGUCGUCGUCACCGUCACCGUCAGUGUGGCAGUCGUUAUCGCCAUGACCUCGAAAGCCGGCGGCACAGGCGACAUCUGGGACCAAGAAUAUCGCGUCUCGGGCUCCGAAAGAAAUUGGAUGAUUCUCGCGUCCAUGAUGUCUCAAUCCAGCGGCUGGGCGACCAUGGCCACCAACGUGCCCGAUUUCACGCGAUAUCUCAAACACUCUCGCGGAGUAUACUGGCAAGGGUUUUUCCUCCCCUUCAUCAGUUUGAUGCUGGGUCUGGCUGGCAUCAUAUCGUGCUCGGCGUCGAAUGUGGUCUAUGGCGAGUAUAUCUGGGAUCCUCUGGUGCUGGCUUCGAAAUGGCAUGGCCCUUCGGGACGAUGUGGUGCGUUCUUUGUGGGCUUUUGCUGGGUGGUGGCUCAAAUCGGAACCAACUUGUCUGCAAAUGUCAUUUCUUACGCCAACGACAUGGUCAACCUCUUCCCCAAAUACAUCUCCAUCCGCCGCGGCGUCAUCUUCGCCACCAUCACCGCCGGCUGGAUCAUGGUACCCUGGAAAAUCGUCCACUCCGCCUCUUCCCUCCUGACCUUCAUGGCCGGCUUAGCGAUUUUCCUCGCUCCCAUUUCCGCCAUCACAGCCACCGAUUACUGGUUCGUGAAAAAGCGCCACAUUGACGUUCCCAGCCUAUAUCGCAAACGCGCUCGCUACCACUACUGGAAAGGCGCGAAUUGGCGAGCCGCCGUGGCAUUCCUCAUCAGUGUGUGUCCCAACGUUCCCGGAUUGGCGAAUGCGGUGAAUCCGGAUGUGAGCAUUGGAACGGGGAUAAGGCAUUUGUACAAUAUGAAUUAUCUGUGGGGAUUGUUCUCGGCGGCGAUUGUCUAUUGGUCAUUGUCGCACUUUUUCCCUGCGAGCGAGACGUUAUUGCAAGAGUCGAUUUUGGAUGAUCGUGGGGAUGUCACCCCCAGCGGCGGCGAUGGGGAGUAUGAAACUUAUAUUUCUUCGGCUGGUUCGGGGAAGGAUGAGGUAGAGAUUUCGGUGGAGGGGAAGAAGAGGGAUUUUGAGGCUGUAUAAGUGUGUGAUGUGUCGAGAGAGAAAGAGAGAGAAAGAAAGAUAAUAGCGAUUCACGACAGGGCAGCAUU
Molecule: messenger RNA, 1793 nt
Organism: Sphaerulina musiva SO2202
Lineage: Eukaryota; Fungi; Ascomycota; Dothideomycetes; Mycosphaerellales; Mycosphaerellaceae
Product: allantoin permease
Exons: 5
Coding region: 28-1725 (565 amino acids)
Biological process (GO): transmembrane transport; nucleobase transport
Cellular component (GO): plasma membrane
Molecular function (GO): nucleobase transmembrane transporter activity
Source: RefSeq, a predicted model, not a curated record